Molecule: messenger RNA, 1219 nt
Organism: Cylas formicarius (sweet potato weevil)
Lineage: Eukaryota; Metazoa; Arthropoda; Insecta; Coleoptera; Brentidae
Exons: 4
Coding region: 120-836 (238 amino acids)
Source: RefSeq, a predicted model, not a curated record
CAAUUUAAUUGAUUCGUUGUGGUCCGUGGCAUUAAGAUUAAUUUUAGGUAUUUUCCAAAAUAACACUUCUUAAUUGAUAUUACUGUAACCGUUUUAUUUGAUUCGUAAUAAGUUAUAACAUGGAAAAGUACAAAGUUGGCCCAAUAGUUUUAUUUAUUGUUAUUUCGACGGUCAAUUCUCAAUCAUCCACUACCGAAGUGAGUAAAUUGGAAAAAUUCUAUUAUGACAAAUGUCUUAAAUACUCAGGCGGAGCCGAGGCGUUUGACAAGCUCAGGACAGAUGUCUAUGAAAUGUACGAAUUUCUCUUGUAUACAUUCAAAUCGCUACCCAACAACCGAAAAACCUUUUGUUCAGACCACAGAUCAAACUUAAAAGUGAGGAUUCAAGAGGUAUCUAAAGACUUAAGACCUUGUCUUCCUGCAAAUGAAAAGUUCUUUGCCGAAUUUAUUGAGGAGUCUUUCAAAGAGUUCUUGCACUUCUUGUGUCACGAUAACGGGGAAUAUACAAGAAGAUUUUUCAGCGCCGACGGAUCCCAAUGUAGGACGCAGAUUGAAAAUUCUAACACGAACGACUUAGAAAAUUGCCUAAACAGGAUAUUCUCGCCGUCCCAUAGUUAUAUAACAAAGAAAGAAAUGUGCGACGAUGUCGUGGUGGCAAGGAAAUGCUUCGCCAAACUGAUUGAGAUCCAUUGUCCGAGCUCCUUGAAUUUCAAGCAGUUGAACGAGAUAUUUUUUGAUUUUGUCGGAAAGCCUUGUGGUAGUUGUCUUCAUUAUAUAAGUGGUUUGAUAAUGCUAGCUUGCCUGUUGGUCAAUGUUUUGACACACAAGAUUUACUAAAUGAACAUUUUUAAAAAACAUGUUCCAUUCCAGCACCUUUUCAAAGGUUAGUGCCCAUUUUAUUAAUGAAAUUUUAUUUACAAUGAACAUACUAGUCAUUGUGUAGUGAAAAUCGAAUUGUUUUGAGUAUUAUUUGAUUUAACUUUAGCAUCUUACAUUGUAAUGUUAGUUUAAAUUAGUCCUUAUGUUUUAUAGUAAAUCAUUAACAGCCACAAAGGCUUGGCCUGUCCAAUUCUAAAGUUAAGUGGUACUUACUCAAUUGUUAGAUUAUUUGAUAUGCAAAUAUAUAAGCCUGCAAGAGAUUUGAUGCCUUAUAUGGUCAAUGUAUUUUUCAUAUAACUUAAUUAUUUUGUUACCAUUGAAUGAAAUAUAAAAAUUUAUAU